This is a messenger RNA of Rhinichthys klamathensis goyatoka, 1182 nucleotides long. RefSeq names its product prostaglandin D2 receptor 2. Gene Ontology annotation, biological process: inflammatory response; positive regulation of cytosolic calcium ion concentration; phospholipase C-activating G protein-coupled receptor signaling pathway. The record is from RefSeq and is a predicted model, not a curated record. Lineage: Eukaryota; Metazoa; Chordata; Actinopteri; Cypriniformes; Leuciscidae. Gene Ontology annotation, molecular function: complement receptor activity; G protein-coupled receptor activity. Gene Ontology annotation, cellular component: plasma membrane.
AUGACUUCCUCAUUACCUCCUAAUUCCUCCCAUUCGUCCCCCUCAGAGCUCCACUGUCCCCUUCUGCAGAAAAUGAUCUCUCACACCCUGAACAAUGACACUCAAGUGAACCUGGCGGUGGUGAGUGUGCAUGGUGUGGUAUCCACUCUGGGAAUCCUGGAGAACGGACUGGUGCUUUGGGUGCUUGGUUGCCGUCUUCGUCGCAAGACGGUUGCGGCAGUAUGGGUUCUCAAUCUGGCACUGUCGGAUUUCCUAACCACACUAACUUUGCCAUUUUUCACUCAUUACCUACUGAAGGGCCACAGCUGGGAGUUGGGCGGCCCAUUGUGUGCAGCCCAGGCCUCCAUAUUUUUCCUCAACAUGUUUGUUUCUGCCUUCCUACUAGCUGUGAUAUCGUUGGACCGUUGUUUGGUGGUGACUAAGCCGGUGUGGACUCAGAACCGCCGCACUGUGUCGGCAGCAUGGAAGAUCUGCGGCCUAGGAUGGGCUUGGGCGGCGGUUAACACGUUUCCGUAUUUCAUGUUCGAUCCGAUGCUUAAGCAGGACGGCCGCAAACUUUGCUAUCAUAAUUUUGCACUCUAUUCCUCACAGAGCACGCUGCAUACAGACUGUAAGGCGCGUCAGGAAGUGACGGCAGUGUCCAAAGUGUUGCUGGCGUUUGUCGGGCCACUGGUGGUCAUUGCUGUCAGUUACGCUUUCUUUGUUUUAGAGCUGCAGGCUCGCAGGAAGAGGCUCGAGAGUUUCACGAAAAUGGUCGUCACGGUGAUCGCAACCUUUAUUCUCUGCUGGCUGCCCUACCACGUUUUCUGCUUGCUGGAGGUGACGGCUCUGUACAAGACAGGGAUUGUGGAUCUAGUGGAGGUGUCCUUACCUGUCGCAACAACAUUCACUUUCCUGAACUCUGUGUUGAAUCCAAUUAUCUACACUUUUAGCUGUCCAAACUUCUGCACUCGAAUCCGCGAAAGUCUAGGGGCGCUUUUUGAGGGGCUGGUGGAGGAAGGUUGGCCAUUAGUGCUGGUUACUGGAAGGAUGAAGAAAAAAUAUCUAUCGUCUCCCACUUUACUCAGCUUUCCAACCCCUCACAGAGUUCAUCGCAUCCAUCGUGACUCCCAGAGCUCCAUCAACUUUCUCGGCUUUAAAAGCUGUCCCACAAAUGAGAUCGAGAGAGAAGACAAAAUGUAA